Messenger RNA from Aspergillus nomiae NRRL 13137, 1038 nucleotides. RefSeq lists its product as uncharacterized. NCBI's taxonomy places the organism in Eukaryota, Fungi, Ascomycota, Eurotiomycetes, Eurotiales, Aspergillaceae. The transcript has 2 exons. The coding region runs from base 1 to 1038 and encodes 345 amino acids. The record is from RefSeq and is a predicted model, not a curated record.
AUGGGGCCCAACCACAAAGUCAUCGCCUCCCUCUCCACCCUGCCCAGAGAGCUGGCCCACCAAAUCCUCAACGACAUCCGCAUCUGGGACAUCCUGCGGCUCAUCUGCCACAACAAUGCCCAAAUCAACACAGACAUCCUCACGCACCCGACCCUAGGUCGUCUCUUCCACCAUGACACCGGGGUCCUCGACGAAGUCCGCGCAGCUGCAGACCUCUACCGCACAGUCUGCGCAGCCCACAGCCUCACCGCAGCACCGCUGACAUCGCCGCUGGCCCUAAACGCACAGACAUUCAAGUCAGACUACAAGGAAAUCACGAACUACAUGCGCCAUCGCCUCAUCGACGAGCUGUAUCUGGAUUCCUGGAAGGUGGACGUCCUGAGUCGCUACGCCCCACUCCCCACCGUGUGGGAGACAGGUACCAUCGCCGGGUUAGAAGCCGGGUGGAACACCAUCCAAGACGCGCAAGAGAAAGUUAAUAAGCGGAAGGCUGUCCAGCUGCACAAGGCAGCUGAUUUGCUGGAGGCUAACCCAGAUGUGUUAAAGAAAAUGGUCGACCCCAGCCAGACGCCGCGGAAGAAUAUCCCGCAUAUUGUGGAGCGGAUUAGGGGCGCCGAGAAGCGGGUUGCGAGGCAGUCUUUGCUGUGGGGCCAUACGUUGACCGGCACGUCGUGGUUCAUGUACGGCCAUUUCUCGUUGGUGCCGUUUGAUCGGACGUGGGUGUUGUUUUGCAGGGAUUGGAGGGCUUGGGGGUGGAGUACGGAGAGCUUGGGGGAGGUGGGUGUCUCAGUCAGGGUCGUGGUUGAGGGGCUGCGGUUUGUGUAUAGUGGCGAGGAGGAGGGUCGAUUACCCCGAAUAGCCAUGCAUGAGGAUAGCCGGUCUUGGUACUUCAUUCCCAGGGGUCCGGUGGAUGCGUUGAAUUAUGCCAUGGAUGGCUGGGCGAGACAGUAUGACGCUCAUGAUGAGAGGGAGAUUGCCUGGUUGGAAGCUUUUGUUGCGGUGUAUCGGCAUUUUGAGAACCAGCGGCGAGAUAGCUAG